UGUCCUUUUCACCCCCAAGUUUCCUGCGGGUUGCACCCUUUGUCUCAUCCUUUUUUAUUGUUCCAUCAUCGCUGCUUGCAUUCCUCCCACUCCAUUAGACCCCUGUGGCAGCAAUGCACACACCAGCAGCAGCAGUACCGCCUCGUGUACUGGGAGCAUCGGUCUCGUAUUCUGACGAGACCGAAAGGUUCAUCGCCAUGCCAGCCCCGCACAAACCGUUGGCACUUCGCAGUCUCCAUAUGCUGGUCCCAAGGAUAGAUACGUCUUCCCCAAGUUGUAAAGGAAUUCCGAUGCAAGACGCCCAGAACAAGAGGCCUACUAUGGGUACCGGAAGGCACUCCAUUUUGACUCGAAAGGACAGUCUACCACUAUCUCCGUUGAUUGAGCAUGUUGAAAAGGGAUCUAAAAGUUUUAGCUUCCCGGGUGACGAUGAUGCUGUUGCCGAGUUGAUGGAGAUCGUUGGCUUGCGUCGGCCAAACGCACCCUCUCCCGUCUCACACUUGGUGGAAACGCCUCUAUUGAAUAAGCGCAGAAACUCUUCGGUCCCUCAGCUCUUUGAAAUGGAACAUGGACAGGAUGAUAGCGGAGAUACUCGCUCUCCUGUUAUUGAACCUCCGAGAUUAUCCGAAACGCCAUUCAAGCCGACUGCACGCAAGGGAUACUAUGACGAACCUUUGUCGCCGUGUUCCGAGUUGCGCAUGACUGAUAGAUCUCCGGUGUCCCGCACAAGGAAUCCAAUUCCUUUCAAUUCCCCGUUCUUGAAUCGUCGACGAAUGGCUUCUCCGCUCGCGGUUUCUCCCACGAUCGUGCGACGCGAACCUGGAGUCGAACUGGGUCUCUUGUCUCCAUCCCCUGAACUGAGAACUCCUUUCAUUUUCCGUUCUACCAAUCCUGUCCCCAGUCGCUUAGCCGAAUAUUCCUGCAGUGUCGACGUCCAAGGUCGGCCGCGCUCCAAGUCGGUCACCGACCUGGAUGGCCGUAUUCGCAUGGCAUUCGCUUGUUGAUAUGUACAAUUUCUUUGCUGAUGAUGUAGAUUUAGUCUUUCUUGUUUUUCUUUCUCACCCCACUUCUCUUGUUUACAAAUUCUUGUACAAAGCGAACAUCCCUUACUCUAGAGGGUCUAUUUGUGAAGUAGAGUAGUUGACUGUACAAUAAGCAAUUAUGAUUUUUCAAUUAGCAGUGGUCAGAUCU
Molecule: messenger RNA, 1191 nt
Organism: Spizellomyces punctatus DAOM BR117
Lineage: Eukaryota; Fungi; Chytridiomycota; Chytridiomycetes; Spizellomycetales; Spizellomycetaceae
Exons: 3
Coding region: 114-1004 (296 amino acids)
Source: RefSeq, a predicted model, not a curated record